This is a messenger RNA of Oncorhynchus mykiss (rainbow trout), 1875 nucleotides long. Its product is annotated as CHORD and p23_melusin_like domain-containing protein. The record is from RefSeq and is a predicted model, not a curated record. Lineage: Eukaryota; Metazoa; Chordata; Actinopteri; Salmoniformes; Salmonidae.
CUUAGUGCAGUACACACACAGGCAGACAGAUGGCCAGGACAGGAGAGAGGAAUGCCAAGCCACUACUAGAUAAGGACUGACAGCUGAAGAGAGAGAGGCGAUGACUGGUGGCUAUUUUUAAAAUUCAUUCAGCCAGGCCAAGCAGAGACCCCCUCUCAUUCCUCUCUUAGACACCCUAGAUCUCUCUCGUUCUUUCUCUUAUUCCCUCGCUUCUCUUCUAUCUGGGAGAAAGUUCUGGAAGACUGUGUGGGAUUAAAGUUUCGAAGCCCCUCGAAGAGGAAAAAGAAGAGCGGGUUAGCGAAAGGGAAAGUUAGGUAGAAGAGUUACGAGAGGACAAACUAAAUACUAGGCCAAUAUGGCUCUUUGCUACAACAAAGGCUGUGGAGAGAAGUUUGAUGCUGACAAGAACAAAGACGAUGCCUGUCUUCAUCAUCCAGGUGUUCCCAUCUUCCACGAUGCUCUGAAGGGUUGGUCUUGUUGUAGGAAGAGAACCACAGACUUCUCUGAAUUCCUUUCUAUCAAGGGCUGCACCCAGGGGCGUCAUAGUAACGAAAAGCCCCAGGAGCCUAUGCAGCCGACAGUGACAUCAGACAAGAACGGUGUGAGAAACAACAGAGAGGAGAUCAUUUACCAGGGGCCCAAAUCAGCUGAGGCACUGCAGAAAGAGAGACCCAGUUCAGAUGAGGAUAAGACGAAACUGAAGCUGAAGGUGUCCGCCUCUCUGACUCAGGUUCUGGAGAAGAUGGAAAUCAGCAGCAAGGCAGAACUAAAAAAGAAAGAGACUGCAGUUGUCAUGCAGGGAACACGAUGCAAGAACACAGGAUGCAAAACACAAUACCAGGGCCCAGAGACCAACGGAGAGACCUGUACACACCACCCUGGAGCACCUGUCUUCCACGAGGGGUAUAAGUACUGGGGUUGUUGCUGUGUGAAGACUAUAGACUUUAAUGCUUUUCUGGAUCAGAAGGGUUGUACCAAUGGCAAACAUCGCUGGGUCCAAAAAGUGAACAAUAAGAAGGUUGCGUGUAGACAUGACUGGCACCAGACAGCCACACAGGUCUACGUGACCAUCUAUGCCAAGAACGCCAACCCUGAACUGUCCUACGUCGAGGCUAACCGCACAGUGCUGACCUGUCACAUCCAGUUUGAGGACAACAAGAUUUUCCAUAAGGACUACCAUCUGUGGGGGGUAGCGGAUGUAGCCAACAGUGGGGUCAACAUGGUUUCGUCUAAGGUGGAAGUGUCGCUCCGUAAGGCAGAUGCUGUGGCCUGGGGAAAACUAGAGGACCCCAAGUUCAAACCAGAACCCGAACCCCAGGAUCUGGACAUGGGUUACACCGAUGAGGCCGACGACCCCAGUCAGUGGGACAGGGACAUCGACGACGAUGACAUCAGUGAUUCAGACGAGGAGUGGGAGAAACCGCAGAUCAUCCAGAAUCCUCCAGAAGAGGAUGAGAUGCCCGUGUUAGAAGGCUAAAUUGAUUAGUUGAUUUAUUGAUUAUGUCUGUGGUCGGUCAAGACGGUAACGGUCAAGAGGAUGCUCUGACUGGCUGUGAGAUUGAGUGUUGUUAGAGUACUUUAUUGUCCAUUUUCCUUAGUCUAAGGCCAUGGUAUGGCUGUAAUAUUGUUACUGGUUUUUAAUUUAUAAAGAAAUUGUAUUUGAAUUUGUUUUAUGUAUUGAUCUCUACUGUAUUCACAGAAACAAAUAAGGAAUAUCAACCUGUUAUAGGUGAGUUUUCGUCUUCUGCCCUCUAGUACAUAUUAGGCCAUUGUCAGGCAUCAGACAAAUCUGUGUCAGAGUCAAUGUCCUAACAUGGACACCGUACUCUGGUUUCAUUGCAAUUAAAUAAGAAAGGCCUACCGUAUUGAAAAGUC